Caretta caretta (loggerhead turtle) is the source of this 3617-nucleotide messenger RNA. RefSeq names its product testis associated actin remodelling kinase 1 (gene TESK1). The record is from RefSeq and is a predicted model, not a curated record. Gene Ontology annotation, cellular component: cytoplasm; nucleus. Gene Ontology annotation, biological process: protein phosphorylation; actin cytoskeleton organization; positive regulation of stress fiber assembly. Gene Ontology annotation, molecular function: ATP binding; protein serine/threonine kinase activity. Lineage: Eukaryota; Metazoa; Chordata; Testudines; Cheloniidae.
CCCUCCCCAGGGGCUGCCCCUGCCCCUGCGCCUGGUGCCAAACUCCCCUGGAUCCCCUCUGGUCCUGGGGCCCCUGAAGGCCCCCAGGCCCUGCGCCUGUCUGUGCCCCCGCCCGGGCAGGACACUGGGCUCCCAGCUGGGGGCGAGGGGAGCUGUGCCCAGGCAGGGGGCCGAGCCGAGCACUAUGUGAAUGGCUCUGGGGGUGCUCAGCGCGCCCGACAUGGACUGGGAGAAGCUGAGCCGGCGGCCCGGGCUCUCCCUGCGGGUGGACCGGCUGGACGAGGGUGACGGGGAGCCUCUGGCCGCCUGGCAGGGCUGUGGGCGCCUCCGGCCCUCCUCGUACCGGGCCCUGCGCAGCGCUGUCUCCACCCUGGCCCGCAUCGACGACUUCUACUGCGAGAAGAUCGGAGCCGGCUUCUUCUCCGAGGUCUUCAAGGUACGGCACCGCCAGUCCGGCCAGAUCAUGGUGCUGAAGAUGAACAAGCUGAUGAGCAACCGGGGGAACAUGCUGCGGGAGGUGCAGCUCAUGAACCGCCUCUCGCACCCCAACAUCCUCAGGUUCAUGGGGGUCUGUGUGCACCAGGGGCAGCUGCACGCGCUCACGGAGUACAUCAACGGCGGGAACCUGGAGCAGCUGCUGGACAGCCCGGUGCCGCUCUCCUGGGCCGUGCGCAUCCGGCUGGCCCUGGACAUCGCCUGCGGCCUGCGCUACCUGCACUCCAAGGGCAUCUUCCACCGCGACCUCACCUCCAAGAACUGCCUGGUGAAGAGCGAGGACAAUGGCUACACGGCCGUGGUGGGCGACUUCGGCCUGGCAGAGAAGAUUCCCACCUACAGCGAGGACGCUCAGAAGGAGCCGCUGGCCGUGGUGGGCUCGCCGUACUGGAUGGCCCCGGAGGUGCUGCGUGGGGAGCUGUACAACGAGAAGGCUGACGUCUUUGCCUACGGCAUCAUCCUGUGUGAGACCAUCGCGCGGGUCCCCGCGGAUCCGGACUACCUGCCCCGCACCGAGGAUUUUGGGCUGGACGUUGCCGCUUUCUGCAACAUGGUGGGGGACGACUGCCCUGCGGCCUUCCUCCAGCUGGCCUUCCACUGCUGCAGGAUGGAGCCGACGGCCCGACCCGCCUUCGUGGAGAUCACGCAGCGCCUGGAGGGUAUCCUGCAGCACCAGCUGGGAGCGGGGGGCACUGGCCCCGACCCACAGAGCGAUGGGGAGAGCGUGCCCUCGCCCGGGACCCCGGCCACGCCGAACGGCGAGGCAGCGAGCGAGCCCGCGCUCCCCAAGCAGCCAGCGCCGCGGGAUCUGAGCUGGCCGCACCUCCAGCCCGACCCCCGCCUCGCCCGCAGCCGCUCGGACAUGUUCCCCCCCAGGUCCCCGGCCCUGCUGCCGCCUCAGGAGCCCGACGCGGGCGCCCGCCCCAAGGAGAUGCCGCUGCGCCUCAACCCCUUCUCCCGGCGCGAGGACCUGAAGGGCGGGAAGAUCAAGCUCUUCGACACGCCCAGCAAGUCGGUCAUCUCGCUGUCCUUCGCCCUGCCGCCGCCCGCCCCCUACCAGCUGGGCACGCCCGUCACGCCCGAGCCCGUGGUGGAGGCGCAGUGCGACUUCUCCGCCCCCCUGGUGCUGACAGGCAAGAGCCGCUCGCUGCCCACGUCCCCCGAGCCGGCCCGCCGGGGGAGCCUGGCUCUGUGGGGGGAGCUGGCCCGCGCCUGCCGGCGGCAGGAGUCCCCGGCGUGUGGGGAGGGCCCCCAGCCUCACAGCCCCUUCCCCGCUCAGAGCUGGGGGGCGACGGGGGAGGUGGCAGGGCGCUCGCCCCUUCCCAGUCCCCCCGCGGUGGAGCAGAUGGACUGCAGCCCCGACAGCCCCGAGCCCGAGCCGGCGCCCGCCCCGCCGCUCACCAACGGCACCUUCAUCAGCACCUCGGCGUCGGGCGCCCAGCCCUGGCCGCCGGGGCCCCCCAACGGCCUGCCCCUCAACAACAACAGCGUGGUGGUGAGCACCCCGCACGGCUGGGGCCGCGGCCUGGAGCGCGGCUGCUCGGAGCUCAGCAUCCCCCGCGCGGCGGCCUUGGAGCGGACGGAGCACUCGAGCACGCUGCCCCGGCAUGCCUCCAGCGCCGGGCUGGAGCAGGACGAGGUGCUGGCCUGCCCCGGCUGCUGCCUGGGCCCCUUCAGCUUCAGCUUCGCCUCCGUCUGCCCUCGGCCCGCGCCCAGCCCGCCCCGCUACCAGCACCUCACCUGCGAGGCCAAGAGCCUCCUCUGCCAGGACCGGGGCCACCACCCCAAGCGCCCGCCCGAGCCCAGCCUCAAGCUGCCGGAGGCGCAGUCCUAGUGGGGGGCAGAUGGGCGAUGGACAGAUGGGCGAGCCCCCCCGCCUCGGCUCCAGCUCCCCCCAUGGCCUGCGCUGAGCAGGGCCCGGAGCAAGGAGCCCAGGAAUCCCCGGACCUGGCCUGCCGGCCGGGACCCCACUUCUCCCCUAGGGCCGCCUCAGGGCCGCUCGCCGUGUUGGUGAGACCGUCAGCCAUUGUCAAGGCCACGCACAACCUGGGCUCAGGUCCUGGCUGGCCAAGUGUGAGCGGGGAGGAGGGGGACCUCGUGCAGGGAGCGAGAGGCUGGGCACAGACCCAGCAGCCGGCUCUGUGCGGGGCUGGCUCCCUGCAGGGGCACGGGGGGUGGGCGAGUCGUGCUGGGCUGAUGUGCAAUAACAUGGCGGCCUCGUGCGCACGACCCCGUCGGGGCCAGCGCUUCCCCUAGGAGGGGGGAGCGGUGCCGGUUCAUGUCCCACCAUGGGGACGUGGCUGGGCAGAGGGGCUCUGCACCCCCACUCAAAGCUGGGGGCUCCGGUGACCAGACACAGGUGUGGCACUGAUGGACCAGCGGGGCGCGAUGCCACCCAGGAGUCUCUGGGAAGGCUCGCUGGGGCAGGUGGGCUGGGCCGGCCCUCCAUGCCGCCCCUCCCUGCCCGCGGCUGUGGGGAGAGGAGCAGGGGUGACCCCUGAGCAGGUGCAGUCAGGGGGUCACUCCAGGGCCUGGGGCUCCUUCUUGGUCGCUUGUCCCUGCACGUCCGCUCCCCAGCCCCCGUGCUCAGAGGCGAUGGGAGCACAAGCCUGGGGGGCAGCAGUGUGCACUGGGGGCUCCCCUCUGUCCAUCACACACAGGGGUAAGGGGGCUGGGUAACGGGUGAGCCGGGCGCUGAGCAGGGGAGACAGCACGAUGCCCUCCCCCAUGGAACCUGCCUGUCUGGGGGAGGGGGGGGGGCAGGGCCUGCGGCCCGCCAGGCACAAAGCAGGCUGGAUGCCAGUCCCUGGCAAGUGGGGAUAAAUACACCCCCCCACCCCACCCCCAUCACUUCCUGGUUCAGGCCCUGCCCCCUCCAUGGCGGCUGUGGAGCAGCCAAUGGGGCAGGUCUGUUUGCAAUAUGGUGGCUGGGGCUUGCCCCCCCCCCCCCAGCUGCGUCCCCAAGCUGCCCAGUCCCUGCCUGGGGUGGCCCCCGGGCUCCCCGCAGCCGACGUGUACGAUGCCCUGGUGCGUGCAGACUCUUGUUUUUUAUUAUGAUUGAUAAUUGCUAGUAAUAUAUACGGCUUAUUUAAGGUGUUCCAAUAAAAGUGACUGUCCCAGCA